Molecule: messenger RNA, 582 nt
Organism: Spirodela intermedia
Lineage: Eukaryota; Viridiplantae; Streptophyta; Magnoliopsida; Alismatales; Araceae
Source: the annotation of a GenBank genome assembly
AUGGCCGGCGUCGCCAGCGAGCACCACCGCUCCAUCGGCGCGUUCAACCCGGCGUGGUGCCUCCGUCCUCCAGUCAGCGGCGGGGACCUCGCCCGGCGGUGGGCCGACGGCCCCUCCUCCUCCCUCUCUCUCUCAUCUCCUGCAUCCUCCCUCUCGUGGAGGCCCUCCGCCUCCCGUCGUCGCCGCCCCUCCGCCAACGCAGAGCCUCUCUCCCCCCGCGUUGGUUGCAUGGGCCAGAUCAGAGGCUACAAGGCUUUCUCCUCCUCCUCCGCCGGCGGCGGCAGCCCCUUGGGGAUGCUCCGGCUCGUGGCGCUGAGGAAGGUCUUCUCCGGGAGGAACGUCCUCUCCAUGGCGACACCGCGAGCCCUAUGCCGCCGGCAGAAGCCCCCCCCCCUCCGCUGCUCCGUCGCCCCCACCGGCGUGUGCCUCACCCAGCUGGAUCCUCCUCUCCCGGUGGUGAAGCGGCCCUCCGAGUGCGGCGCCGUCUGCAUAUGGAAGCGUCGGCGCUGCGGCGAGGUCCUGCCGCUGGAGGCCCCUCACAAGCAGGCGGCGCCGCCGUGCGUCUACCGCAUCGCCGCCUAA